Messenger RNA from Daldinia vernicosa, 2250 nucleotides. RefSeq lists its product as uncharacterized. Bases 1 to 2250 code for a protein of 749 amino acids. The transcript is spliced from 5 exons. The record is from RefSeq and is a predicted model, not a curated record. Lineage: Eukaryota; Fungi; Ascomycota; Sordariomycetes; Xylariales; Hypoxylaceae.
AUGUGUAAACCCAAGCAUAAACCGUCACCCCUUGGUUCGAACCCUUCUAACGAAGGCAAAGUCUCGGACCCGCCUAUCUUGGCUCCGGAUUUGGCAUCAUUCAGCGACAAGGCGUCAAGUUUGCACUUCUUCGGCGACGCGUCGGGGGAUGAGGAUGACUUCUUCGGAGUGCCUAAAACCUCCUCGCCCCCUUUGUUCGGGCCUGAGGACUAUCCUGAUUUAGGAAAACCUAACACGAUUGAAGAUUUCGAAGUAGGUGCUGGCCCAAGUGGUAAAUCCGAGCAGUUCGUCCCUGGCUGUUCUGCCAGCAAGCCGACUCCGACUGGAGAUGAAGAUAAGCAGACGAUCUCCAAUGCGAUGAUGCAGGCAUACAUAGCUAUGCGUGGUCCCGAUAUGGGAGGACUCACCGACCCUCUGUUUGAGUGGAUCAAGUUUCACAGCGAUGAGAUGGAUCGUAAAGCGGCAUCUCAACCUCAUGGCGAACCCAAACCUCCUGACAACCCUAGGGACGUCACUAAGAUGUUGAAUUAUAUGGAUAAGGCUAUCGAAUCCGAUAACAUGGAUGGUGAUUCUCCCCGCGAUGCUAUAUUUGAGCUUCGCAAGCCGUCGAUUAACCACAUAGCUCCUCCGGCUUCGAUGAACCUUUUGCCUCACCGCAGGGUUUGUUCAGCAACAGAGAAUCGUAUCCCUGUAUGGGGAGAUGAUGAAGACGAUGAUGAGGGCGCCCUUCCUACUGGCCGCGUUUCUCCUUGCACUUUCCUCCAGUGGGCUCAGGAUUGUAAGCCUUGGGCACGUGGAAAUAUAAUGGACCCUAGAAACACACUUGCUACUGCUGAACGAAUGCGCCCAAUGGGGCCUGUACCGGACAGGGAUCAUUAUCCUUACUAUCUUGAGGAUGCAAAGGCUCAGAGGGACCACUAUACAGGAGAGGAGUUUUCUCCCCUUUACCAAGUCCCCCAUAGCCCGUCUCUUAUCUACACGCCUCCUGGUGUGCCCAGCAUCGCAUGGGCUCCGGCUGCAUUCCUAGCGCAAUAUGACCGCAUGGCUCCUCUAGAGGCCAAGAAGCUCCGAGAUCAUGUGUAUGGCAAGACAGAGAAAAGUAUGCCGCCUGCCAGUACGAACUACAAGUUCACAGAGAGUGAGGUCAAUAAUGUCGCCAAUAGAAUCACCAGAUCUGAGGGCAGUGGUAUUCCUCAUGGCCCAGAGAUUUAUGCUUUUCUCAGCGCCCAAUACAAAGCUAUCGCAAAGGAGCAGGCUGAGGAUGAAACUCUUCGUAAGAGAAUUUCGGCGCAGGCCAAGCGAAUCCAGGAGCUGGAGCUGGAGCGAGACAUCCUCCGAGAACACUUUAUCCCUCUUCUGAAGAAAAAACGCACCGAGUACCGUGUCGCGCAGGAAUGCCACGCAUUGCGAGAGCUUCAGAAGAAACGUGCCAUUCGCGAUGAUCGUAUCCGCGAGCAUCUGGGAAACCACGUCCGUGAGGUGCAACUGUUGCUUGACCGCUCGUACAUGCAACGAACCGAGUCGAAGCAGAAAUUCAAGGUGAACCAACAGCGCCUGGCGCAGCUGAAGCAGGAGAUCGAUGAGGAUUGUCUCUUGGCUGAAACAAGUCCUCGGGGCAUCUAUGAUGAAAUCAACGGCCUCAUAUCGCCUCAUCUAGCCUCUGCACGGUCGGGGACAAGAGGGAUGAACCGCAGUGCUGAGAACUUCAGGGCUGAGAACUUCUUCCCUGUCCUUGAUGAUAAUAACACCUAUCCAACCAAUGUGAUUGCUAAACAACCCGAAAUACCGACCAAGAAAGAGCCUAAAAUGGGAGAAGUUGAUUCCAUUUCUGGACAUACUCUAGUUGAUCUUAUGCGUGAUUGUUCAUGGGAACCUCUCUCGCCAGAUGUCCGCCGCGCUAUCCGUGAUCAUCUUAGUAGACGUGUCCCUGCCCCGUCUUCCCCAGAUUUGGCAAUACCCUUUGGCGAACCCGGGUCCCUAGCUGAAUAUACUGGUGGCCCAUAUCGGGAAUCAUUCUGUGGGCUUGAUGAGCAGCCUAUGACAUUGGGUGUUCUACGAAUGCCCGACCCUCCCGUGGAUACUACCACUCACGACACUGUUCCUGGAAAGACUGAGGAGAGUUCCUCUGCCCAGGAAAGCCGUAAAGAAAAGGACGAGAGCUUGUCCCAUAUUCAAGGUCCCGACGAACGUAUCUGCUUUGCUCCUCCCCCGGGCGAACCUGAACCGAUUGAUCGUUCUUAUUAUGAUUAG